AGGAGGCUUCGGUGCAACUUUCUUCGGUCGUCCCGAAUCCGGGUUCAUCCGACACCAGCCGCCUCCACCAUGCCGCCGAAGUUCGACCCCAACGAGAUCAAAGUCGUGUACCUGAGGUGCACCGGUGGCGAAGUUGGUGCCACGUCUGCCCUGGCCCCUAAGAUCGGCCCCCUGGGUCUGUCUCCAAAAAAAGUUGGUGAUGACAUCGCCAAGGCAACCGGUGACUGGAAGGGCCUGAGGAUUACCGUGAAGCUGACCAUUCAGAAUAGACAGGCCCAGAUUGAAGUGGUGCCUUCUGCCUCUGCGCUCAUCAUCAAAGCCCUCAAGGAACCGCCAAGAGACAGGAAGAAGCAGAAGAAUAUUAAACAUAGUGGAAACAUCACUUUUGACGAGAUUGUCAGCAUUGCCCGACAGAUGAGGCACCGGUCUUUGGCCAGAGAACUCUCUGGAACCAUCAAAGAGAUCCUGGGGACAGCCCAGUCUGUAGGCUGCAAUGUGGAUGGCCGCCACCCUCAUGACAUCAUCGAUGACAUCAACAGUGGUGCAGUGGAAUGCCCAGCUAGUUAAGAAGUACACAAGAAAACAACUCAAUAAAGGAUCAUGUGACAACCAGA
Molecule: messenger RNA, 614 nt
Organism: Tupaia belangeri chinensis (Chinese tree shrew)
Lineage: Eukaryota; Metazoa; Chordata; Mammalia; Scandentia; Tupaiidae
Gene: RPL12
Product: ribosomal protein L12
Exons: 7
Coding region: 70-567 (165 amino acids)
Biological process (GO): translation
Cellular component (GO): ribosome; cytosolic large ribosomal subunit
Molecular function (GO): large ribosomal subunit rRNA binding; structural constituent of ribosome
Source: RefSeq, a predicted model, not a curated record